Lytechinus pictus (painted urchin) is the source of this 3249-nucleotide messenger RNA. RefSeq names its product neuroendocrine convertase 2-like. Gene Ontology annotation, cellular component: neuron projection; membrane. Bases 190 to 2031 code for a protein of 613 amino acids. Gene Ontology annotation, molecular function: serine-type endopeptidase activity. NCBI's taxonomy places the organism in Eukaryota, Metazoa, Echinodermata, Echinoidea, Temnopleuroida, Toxopneustidae. The record is from RefSeq and is a predicted model, not a curated record. The transcript is spliced from 9 exons. Gene Ontology annotation, biological process: peptide hormone processing.
ACUCUGGAAUAGCAUUUGUAAACCUAGACGAGUCGCUGAAGCUUGAUAUACAUUUCCUGCUUGCUUAUUGAAUACCCUUUCUUGAGAAUACGUUUCUUUUCACUUAUAAUCACUUCUGAUGGACAAUCAUGCGACUGGCCUUUCGGCGUAAGCAACGCGAUCACCGGACACCAACUGAUCACAUUUCUCAUGAAAAAUAUAGGCCAAGCAGAUGGAACACCCGGCUUAGAUCUAAAUAUUGAAGAAGCAUGGAAGGCUGGAUACUCAGGAAAGGGAAUCACCAUUGCUAUCAUGGACGAUGGUAUUGAUUAUCUUCAUCCUGAUAUUGGUCCUAACUUCAAUGCUAAUGCCAGCUACGACUUCAGCAGUAACGAUCCAUUACCCUAUCCACGUUACACCGAAGAUUGGUUCAAUAGUCAUGGAACGCGAUGUGCUGGGGAGGUUUCUGCGGUGGCCAACAAUGGAAUUUGCGGAGUGGGCAUCGCAUACAACUCCAAGAUUGCAGGUAUUCGCAUGUUGGAUCAGCCUUACAUGACUGAUAUCAUAGAAGCUUCGUCUAUGAGUCAUCUUCCUCAAAUGGUCGAUAUCUACAGUGCCAGCUGGGGGCCACAGGACAACGGUAAAACAGUAGAUGGUCCUAGGGACUUCACUCUGGAUGCCAUCGCCAACGGUGUCAACAAUGGCCGAGGUGGAAAGGGUAGCAUCUACGUCUGGGCUUCUGGAGACGGUGGUCCAAUGGAUGACUGCAACUGCGAUGGUUAUGCCUCUAGCAUGUGGACAGUAUCCAUCAACAGCGCCAUUAAUGAUGGUAGAACCGCCCUCUACGACGAGUCCUGCUCCUCGACCUUGGCUUCCACCUUCAGCAAUGGCAGGAAGAACAGACAUCCUGAAGCUGGUGUGGCCACUACUGAUCUAUAUGGAAACUGCACCUUGUCACAUUCUGGAACAUCUGCCGCUGCUCCCGAAGCUGCAGGAAUCUUCGCUCUGGCCCUCGAGGCAAACCGUAACCUCACCUGGAGGGAUAUCCAACAUCUAACAGUCUUGACGUCCCAUAAAAACCGGCUGUAUGACGAGAAUUACAAGUGGCAGUGCAACGGCGUCGGUCUCGAGUUCAACCAUCUCUUUGGAUUCGGGGUGCUUGACGCUGGUGCCAUGGUCAAGAAGGCCGAGAAUUGGACCACUGCUUCUGAGAGGUAUCACUGCACCGGAGCCAAGUGGAACGGAUCAAGCACCGUGAGAGCUGGAGAAAAGUUGGUCCUGAAGCUUAACACAGAUGCUUGCACUGGACAGCAGAGCUAUGUCCGCUACUUGGAGCACACUCAAGCCAUCAUCACGCUUAACAGCAGUCGACGCGGGGAUGUAACGCUCAAUCUUACCUCGCCCAUGGGUACCCAAAGCAUCCUUCUCAGCACGCGACCCCAGGACGACGACAGCAAGGACGGCUUCCAACACUGGCCUUUCAUGACCACCCACACCUGGGGCGAAGACCCGCGCGGGGAAUGGAUCCUGGAGGUUGCUAUGGUAGAUGGAUCUGAACAUGCCGCCACCCUGACGGAGUGGUCCCUGGUGCUUCAUGGGACCAAGAAUGCGUCGUACAUUGAAGAAGCCAACUCUCAAUCCAAAUGCAAGAAAAGGGUCAAGGAACUCGCCAAAGAAGCCGAAGAAGCCGCCCACAACCAGACUAUCAUAGAUCAACAGGAAGAGGAUGAGAUCAACCAAGCCAUGGAAGAAGCUAUGCUGAAGGCACAUCUGGAGCAGGAUGUUCAGGACGAGGAGGAAGAGGAGGAGGAGGAGGAAGGCCAACAACCAAUGGUAGGGUUCCAGGAAGAUUAUCCAGAUGAGGCCGAGCCGUCCAGUGAUCAGUACUCAUAUAACGGCAUAGGAAAUGGCAUAUAUUCAGAAGUGUCUUCCAUUUUCGACGACUAUAGCUCAUCUGCACCAUCAUACAUCAAAUCCUGGAAACAAUACGGUACCGACGAAAGGUUCUUGGCAUUGCUCAAGAAUUUACUCACAAAAGAAGAUGGUUACUAGCUGGAUGAUAUACUCUUAAUCAGAAUUCCAGGGUAUAUUAGACAAUCUUAAAAUGGGGGGAAAAUCUAAUAAUAAUCUCGAUAAGUUCCAUAAUUAAAUGCUCUUUGGAUACGUACGGAAGUUUUAAUUUCUGAAGAACCGCUUUAAUAAAUAUCUGAUCAAUACCUAAAACAUGAUUGUAAUAAUAAUGAACAUAAAUAAAAUAAAAAAAAGAACAUCUUCAGAAAAAUAUUACAUGAAUUUCUAUAUGUUGAAGUGUUGAACUAUGAUGAACUAAUUGAAAUCAACUAUAUUAAAAUAUCCACUACGUUUAAUCUUGACGUCUUUGAUCUACGAAUUGUUUGAGUAUAUCUUUAUGUAAUUAAAUUCAAAUUUAACCCAACUUAAUUUCAUGUUUUUCUUUUAAAGAACUCUUCAUUAAAAUUAACUUAAGGCACGAUUUAUUUAUUUUCUUACACAAUGGGGAAAAAAGAACAUUUGAUUAAUCAGACUAUUUUAAAUGCGGACCAAAGAUGGUUUAUUAAAUGUACAAUAAAGGUUUAAUCAAGAAAUUCUAUUUUUUUUUUCUUUGAUCAUUUGUGUGUGUUUUUUUUCUUUAUUAUUAUUAACCCUACGGCACCUCAUUUUGAGCAUUUACAAGAUAUUGCUGAAAUUGACAUUAUUAUUGUUUCCAUCAUGACAAAUGCUGUUAAUGCAAAAUAUUUCAAUAUAUUGCAUAACUGCAUUUUUAUAUGAUAUUUAUUACAUAAAUUUAUGUACAUGAUUUUCAGGUCUUUUUCCUACCUUUAAAAAACGACGUGAUGAUGUUCCAUCUAUCACAUUUUAUCAUUUUUUUGGUAUAAUGAUUACUGUUAUAUUUAUUCUUUCUUAAUUAUAAUACACUUAUGAUUAUUUGCUGUUAUAAUACCUACAGCUAUCGUAAUAUUCCAUAGUUGAUAUUUUAGUCAUUUGCAUUGUUAUCAUUAUGAUAACUGUAAACAUUAAUUUCACUAUUAGAAGUAGUAGUAGCAGCAGUAGUAGUAGUAGUAGUAGUAGUAGUAGUAGUAGUAGUAGUAGUAAUAGUAAUAGCAGUAGUUAUAGUAGAAGAACUAUCAUUUUUAUUGUCAUUAUUAUUAUUGUUAUUGUCAUUAUCAUUAAUUUCAUUUUUAUCAUCACCAAUAUCAUUAUCACCGAUAUUACUAUUAUUAAAGAAGAUGAUACCUAUAUUAUCAUUUUAGC